CUGACACUGGUUUUGUAAAUUUGUACAUUGUUUUUUAGUGUUUGUGUGUAAAUGUUACAUUUUCAUAAGGGUGUUUGGGAAAUUCUUGAAAUGACUUUUCUUGAAAGAUUUUACCUUUUGGGAAAUUAAUUGUUGUGUUGGUGUAAUUUUUUUUUCCUUUCUUGAUUUGUGUAUUUAGAGUGUUACAUUUCAUGUGAGCUGCAGAAGGGUGUUUGGGAAAUUUUUGAAAUGACUUUUCUUGAAAGAUUUUACCUUUUUGGAAAGUAAUUGUUGUGCUGGUGUAAAUUUGUUUCCCUUCUUGAUUUGUGUAUUGAGAUUUUCCAAAAUGUAUUAUACUAUACUGCUGCAAGAAUUUUCAUAAGGGUGUUUGGGAUGUUUUGAAAUGAGUUUUCUUGAAAGAUUUUACCUUUUUGGAAAGUAAUUGUUGUGCUGGUGUCAAUUUGUUUCCCUUCUUGAUUUGUGUAUUGAGAUUUUCCAAAAUGUAUUAUACUAUACUGCUGCAAGAAUUUUCAUAAGGGUGUUUGGGAUGUUUUGAAAUGAGUUUUCUUGAAAGAUUUUACCUUUUGGGAAAUUAAUUGUUGUGUUGGUGUAAUUUUUUUUUCUUUCUUGAUUUGUGUAUUGAGAUUUUCCAUGAUGUAUUUAUAUACUCCUGCAAGAAUUUUCAUAAGGGUGUGUGGGAAGUUUUGAAAUGAGUUUCCUUGAAAGAUUUUACCUUUUUGGGAAGUAAUUAUUGGUGGUGUAAAACAAAUUCCCUUUCUUUAAUGUGUAUUGAGAUUUCCAAAAAUGUGUUUGUUUCUGGGGUUAUUUUAGUUUUUCAUGUACUGCUGCAACAAUUUUCAUAAGGGUGUUUGGGAAGUUUAGAAAUGACUUUUCUUGAAAGAUUUUACCUAUUGGGAAAGUAAUUAUUGGUGGUGUAAAGAAUUUGAAAUUUCCAAAUUGUAUUUGGUUUGUGGGGUUAUUUUGGUUUUUAUAUACUGCUGCAAGAAUUUUCAUGAGGGUGUUUGGAAAGUUUUGAAAUGACUUUUCUUGAAAGAUUUUACCUUUUGGGGAACUGAAUUAUUGUUGGUGUAAAACAAAUUUCCUUUCUUUAUCUGUGCGUUGUUACAGAGAUUACCUAAAUGUGUUUGGUUUUAUGGGUUUAUUUAGAUGUUUAUAUCCCGAUUUGAGCAUUUCCCUCAGUAGAUUUGUUAAUUUUGAGUGAUUCUGAUCUGUUUAGCCAUUUGAAUCUGUAGAAUUUUUUGGUGGUGACAAUAUGCUUGUGUAAAGCAGAGAAGCAAGAGUUUAAAUGGAGGAAGGAUUCGAGUUUAGGCAGUGGGACGAAUUGUUACCCGAUGCGCUCGGGCUAAUAUUUGGAAACCUUUCACUUCAAGAGGUGCUAACCGUAGUUCCAAGGGUUUGCAAGUCAUGGGGAAAAGCAGUAAAGGGGCCUUAUUGUUGGCAAGAGAUUGACAUUGAGGAAUGGAGCAAAACCCGCUGCCCCGAAAACCUUGAUCGGAUGCUUCGCUUGCUUAUUCCAAGAAGCUGUGGUUCCCUUCGUAAACUCUGUGUAUCUGGUCUCUCCGACAAAUCAAGCUUCGAAUUUAUUGCAAACAAUGCCAAAUCUCUGCAGACGUUGCGGUUGCCAAAGUGUGAAUUAAGCGACUCCGUAGUGGAACAGGUUGCCGGAACAUUUUCCAAUAUUACAUUUUUGGAUGUGAGCUACUGCAUAAAAAUUGGGGCGAGAGCCCUAGAAGCCAUAGGGAAACACUGUAAAUCUCUGACUGGUUUGCGUAGAACAAUGCACCCUCUCGAGGUCAUUGACAAGCUCUCACAAGAUGAUGAAGCCCUCGUAAUAGCCACCACGAUGCCUAAGCUCAAACAGCUCGAAAUUGCUUACAUGUUGGUUGGUACAUUGAGCAUAUCUGAGGUUGUUCAAAACUGCAGGCAGCUCGAGCUGUUGGACGUAAGGGGUUGUUGGAAUGUGACUCUUGAUGAGAACUUUGUCAAGAAAUUCAAUAAACUAAAGGUUGUGGGACCCCUUGUCGUAGAUUGUUAUGAUAAGAAUGGAUGGGAUAAUUGCUCGGACUAUUCGGGUUCUUCUGGCUAUAUACCGUGGGACUUUGUGGCGGGUGAUAUUGAUGACUUUUCUGAUGAUGAUGAGAUGUCUGAUGGGUACUGGGAAGACGAUGAGGAACAUGUGGAGGAUGUGGAAAUGUGGUUUUACGAUGACUUAAAUGCUGUGGAUGCUGGAUAUGAUUGGCCCCAAUCCCCUUAGCGGUUUGAUGAACAAAGUUCUGCUGAUUCAAUUUCCUGAAGUUUUCAUAUACUUCUAUAUAUCUGCUAAUGACUCUGCUUAUACUACUAUCUAAAUGAAAGUUUGCUUGCUUUCUAAGAUGUAAAUGUGAUUUCUGCAUCUGUCAUUCUAUUUUCUCCUGCUUUUUUCAUCGGAUUAUAUGUAGUUCCCGCAAUCAUAUAAUAAAAGGUUGACUUGUAUCCA
Molecule: messenger RNA, 2476 nt
Organism: Lycium barbarum (goji berry)
Lineage: Eukaryota; Viridiplantae; Streptophyta; Magnoliopsida; Solanales; Solanaceae
Product: F-box protein FBW2-like
Exons: 3
Coding region: 1286-2254 (322 amino acids)
Source: RefSeq, a predicted model, not a curated record